Messenger RNA from Rhagoletis pomonella (apple maggot), 687 nucleotides. RefSeq names its product secreted RxLR effector protein 161-like. Lineage: Eukaryota; Metazoa; Arthropoda; Insecta; Diptera; Tephritidae. The transcript has a single exon. The record is from RefSeq and is a predicted model, not a curated record. The coding region runs from base 1 to 687 and encodes 228 amino acids.
AUGGGUGUGUUGAAUUCCCAUAUCUAUCGACAAGCGAUAGGAUCGCUUAUGUUUGCUGCGAUUGUGACCAGACCAGACAUUUCAUAUGCAGUGGGAGAAGUCAGCCGAUUUAUGGAUAAUCCAAAGCCCUCACAUGUUUCGGCAGUCAAGCGUAUUCUACGAUACUUGAAUGGGACAGCUGAACGAGGAAUUCAAUACUCUGGUCCUUCCACGACAUUGAAAGGAUAUUCUGAUUCUGACUUUGCGCGUGAUGUUGAUACGCGAAAAUCUACCACAGGUUACGUAUUUUUGGUGGGUGGAGGUGUUAUUACCUGGAAGAGUCACCGCCAGAAAACAGUAGCACUUUCAACCACUGAGGCUGAAUUUAUGGCAGCAUGUGAAGGUGCAAAGGAAGCAGUUUGGUUACAUCAGUUACUUCGUGACGUAGGCUAUGCACAAGAAAGCCCACCGUCACUUUACAUCGACAAUCAGAGCGCAAUUCGACUUAUCAAAAAUUCGGAAUUGCAUCAACGAACCAAACACAUCGAUGUUCGACUACAUUUUAUUCGGCAGCUAUACGAGUCGAAGAAGAUUUCGAUUUACUACGUUUGCAGUGAAGACCAAUUGGGCGAUGUUUUUACUAAGCCGUUAACAACUCAGAAGUUUAUCAAAAACGUAGAGAUGUUGGGAAUGAAAGACUUGAAAUAA